Messenger RNA from Pogonomyrmex barbatus (red harvester ant), 2090 nucleotides. Its product is annotated as prostatic acid phosphatase. The record is from RefSeq and is a predicted model, not a curated record. Gene Ontology annotation, biological process: dephosphorylation. Gene Ontology annotation, molecular function: phosphatase activity. Lineage: Eukaryota; Metazoa; Arthropoda; Insecta; Hymenoptera; Formicidae.
GAAAAAAAAAGAGAAAAAGAAAAGUGUCUUUUGUACGGUAUCACUUUUUGUAAUACUGCUGGACAAAAUAUGAUUAUGUAAUCGGUAAUUCAUAAUGAAAUAUGAUUUUAAUAUAAAUAUUUCAUAUCGUAAUAAAUUGACAUAUUUUACAUCGAAAUAAACAUUCCUCCCUUUCAUUAAUUAAUUUUAUGUUUGCUGAAAAUAGAAUAAAAGAAAUGUUUUUAUUGAGAUCUGCAUCCGCGCUCUUGACGAUUCCACAUGGGAGGAAACUUUCUCGCUGGUCAGAGAAGUUUUUUCCAUUGGAGCGAGAGGGGGAGGGGGGGAGGGAGAACUUUUCUACGGUGGUGGGAUCAAGAAGUUUCGGUGACGCCGAAAAAUUUCGAGGAGGCGCGAAAGUGCGCGCAAAAUUUCGCGCAUUUUACGUCGCGCGAAUGCAUAUGGACGUCGCGUACGGUGUCGUUGCGUCACGAAAAUAAAAUGUGUGCGCGGCGCACGAAUGCUCGUCGUGGCUUCUAGUUUACAGGUUGCUCCGACUCCCGCGCUCCCGGAGAUUAACGUCACGUGCGAUCGCCACGUGCCGCCGUCGCCGCCGUCACCGUCGCCGCCGCCGUCACCUCUGCCGCCGUCGCCGUCGCUGCCGCUCGCGAAUUCGAGACGAAGUUGCCAAGUGAAGUCGCGGCGAAGUCUUGCGAUGAAAACUGGAGUGCUCCUUGUAUUCGCGAGUAUCCUCGCCACUAGCUGCUCCAACAGUGGUGAUCCCGAUCUGGGCACGAUUGUUUUCGCGAACAUUCUUUACAGACAUGGAGAUAGGACUCCCGUUGCACCUUACAAAAAUGAUCCUUACAAAAACGAAACAGCCUGGCCAGUUCCAUAUGGACAAUUAACGAAUCUUGGGAAGCAUCAACACCUUCUUCUUGGACGCUGGCUAAGGAAACGGUAUUCUCAUUUCCUAAGCGAUGUCUACACGCCGUAUGACAUCUACGUUCAGAGUACGGAUGUGGAUCGCACGCUGAUGUCGGCCGAGGCGAAUCUCGCGGGUCUCUAUCCACCAGUGAAGAAUCAAGUGUGGGACAACAUUAAGUGGAUGCCGAUUCCGGUGCACACUGUACCGGAGAAGGAAGACUAUGUGCUAAGGGCCUCCAAACGCUGUCCGCGAUAUGACUAUGAGCUGGAGAAGGUCAUGACGUCACCAGAAAUGGAACGUGUGAGAAAAGCGAACGCGAAGCUGUAUGCCUAUUUAACCGAACACACUGGGGAUAACAUAUUUUCGUUGAAAACAGCCGAACAUCUAUACGAUGUUUUAUAUAUAGAGAGAUUAUAUAACAAAACUCUACCGCAAUGGACAGAGUCGGUAUUCCCAGAGAAACUGAAACCUCUGGCUAUACUUAGUUUUAUGACAGAGAGCUAUAACAAGAUACUUCAAAGAUUAAAGUCAGGUCCAUUGCUUGGAGAAAUGAUAGAUCACAUGAUUAAAAAAACGCAACACGCUUUGCAACCUGACAGAAAAAUAUGGAUGUACAGCGCUCAUGAUGAGACCGUGGCAAAUAUGCUUAUGACUCUGAAUCUAUUCGAACCUCACUGUCCACCUUAUACCGCUACGAUUCUCAUAGAAUUAAGGACAAACUCAGAAAAUCAAUAUUUUGUAACAGUACGAAUUUUGUGUAAUUCGAACGUUUCUUAUAAAAACACGACAGAGGAAUCGAUCCUUAUGACAUUACCGGGCUGCGUUACGUUAUGCCCUUUAAAUGAUUUCAUUAAUUUAACAAGGAAUGCUAUACCUGAGGAUUGGGAAAAAGAAUGUUUAAUAGGCUGGAAUGAUAUAAGUUCUAGCGAUAUUAUUGCAAUCCUGACGUCGUUCAUAUUAAUGUUAGUUUUAUUAGUCCUAAUUGUAAUUGGCUUUAUGUACUGGCGUCAUAAAAGAGAACACAGACAGUAUUACUUCCGUUUAUCGUACAACGGCUAUAAUGAUGCCAUGUAAUUUAAAAAUAAUUAAGGAUAUUUGUCAAAAAAAAUGGCAAAUAUGUAUGUAAGUGCGUAAGUGUGUGUGUUUGGAAAAGUAUUAAAAAGUAUAAUCAAUCAUUGAUUAUUAA